Messenger RNA from Ipomoea nil (Japanese morning glory), 1490 nucleotides. Its product is annotated as DAR GTPase 2, mitochondrial. NCBI's taxonomy places the organism in Eukaryota, Viridiplantae, Streptophyta, Magnoliopsida, Solanales, Convolvulaceae. The coding region runs from base 140 to 1075 and encodes 311 amino acids. Gene Ontology annotation, molecular function: GTP binding; GTPase activity. The record is from RefSeq and is a predicted model, not a curated record. Gene Ontology annotation, cellular component: mitochondrion. The transcript is spliced from 8 exons.
UUAAAAAAAAAAACAAAAAAAAAAAACGCAACACAACUACAUAAGUCUGAAACGGUGAAGCCUCUCAAGCUCCCGGAGCAACCGAACGCCGGCGCCAUUCUAUCUUUAAAAGCUAGGCAAUGUAGUUAAGGAAGUAGCAAUGAAGCCAUUAAUGCAUAGUUUAGUUCAAAAGUUAGGCAACGCAGUUAAGGAAGUAGCAAGGAACAAAGGCUCGAGCUGGUGGUACACUCCUCAUGUGGCCGCCGCGUCUCAUGCCAUCGCCGAGCGGAUUCCACUGGUCGAUUUCGUACUCGAAGUCCGAGAUGCCAGGAUCCCUUUGUCGUCAAAAUACAAACUGCUGAAAAAAUGUUCAUCUUCUGCGAGGCGAAUUAUAGUUCUUAACAAGACAGACCUUGCAAAUCGCUCAAAGGUGAAGAAAUGGAUGCAUUAUUUUGAAGAACAGGGGAAUGUAGCUUUUGGAGUCAAUUCCCAUAAUAAAGAUAACAUUAAGGAGUUCCUGAAUUUUCUGCAAGCCAGAGUAAGAGAACUAAUAAAUAGUGGGCAUUCUAGUCGUACUAUAACAUUAAUGCUUGUUGGCAUUCCUAACGUUGGAAAGUCUGCCCUUGCAAACUCGUUGCAUCAAGUUGGACGAAUUAGUGCAGCAGAGAAGGGAAAACUAAAGCAUGCUACUGUAAGUCCUCAGCCAGGGGAGACUAAAAACAUUAGCAGCUUAAAGAUUGCUAGCCAUCCUAAUAUCUAUGUGUUGGACACACCUGGUAUUUUGCCUCCUGACAUUCCUGAUGCUGAGCUGUGCUGCAAGCUAGCUUUGACAGGUGCUAUCCAAGACUGCUUGGUUGGGGAAAUAGAGCUUGCUCAGUAUUUUCUAGCAAUCCUUAACCAGAGUGAUGAAUACAAGAAAUGGGCGAAGUUGUGUGCCAUUGAGAAAGACAUGGUAGCAGCCACUAAUGAUGGCUUUGACUUGGAGAAAACACAGAAAAGCCAACAUUUGACAGAUCACACACAGGUAUACUAUCAAUUUUAUUCUACUAUUCUUCAUAAUCGUUUAGCUUAUAUUGGUGACUGUAUAAUCCCCUAGCCUUCUAACCUUUCUUGCACUUGUUUUGUAAAUGUCAAAUGGAAUUUGCUCUGGGGACAAUACCAACCAAGUUGGUCAGACUGUUGACUUGAUAACUACAAGGUUCCAAGUUCAACUCCUAGUUGGAGCGAUCUAUUUGCCUUCUUGAAUUAGUCAGUUAACUAUAGGCAACUUAGGCUGGUUUGCCUCCUUGUGGUCCUUUGCCGGCUAAGGUUAUAAGGUGGUGUUUAUCAAGUGCACACCUUCGGAUAGUGGUUGCAGGUUUCCCUCAUUACCAAAAAAAAUGGAAUUUGCUCUUAAAAAGAGAAAGAAAAUACACUAUAACCAUUUUUGUCCCUUCUAAUGAAUGCCAUCUUAGGCCAAAUUUCAAAUUUUCACCAAUUAGUUUAAUAGGUGGAAAUGAAAUUUAACAAAU